Messenger RNA from Drosophila hydei, 647 nucleotides. RefSeq lists its product as uncharacterized. Bases 67 to 513 code for a protein of 148 amino acids. The record is from RefSeq and is a predicted model, not a curated record. Lineage: Eukaryota; Metazoa; Arthropoda; Insecta; Diptera; Drosophilidae. The transcript has a single exon.
UUGUAUGUGUGUAUACUAAACAGAAAGUUAUUGACAAAAAGAAAAAAAUUAAAAUCAUCAUACAAGAUGGUUGCAUAUUAUGAUGAAUUCGAUAAUGUUGAGCAGCCAAAAACCUUAACAUAUUGGGUGCGAAAUUUUCGCAUGAAACGCAUGCAAAUGCGUCGUAAAUUGCGGGGCUCUGGCAGCCUACGCGUGAACGCCAUUUUGUCGACGGCUCUCUUCAAUGCUGAACAUGAGCUGCGCAGAAAGCAGCAGGAACGAUUUAGUCGUUGGCUCGACGUCCAAACGAAAUUUAUUCCCAACGGCAACAAAAUCCACAAUAACAACUACAACGAAAAAUUUCAUCAUGCUUGUGACGUCACGACGGAAACGGAGACGGAAGAAUUUGAACGUCGCAAUGUCGAAAAUAAUUUGUGGCAAAGCGAACUAAGUGGCCUCGACAAAUUUUUAAGCAGUCUAAGCAGCAGCAACAAUAACAACAAUAGCCAUUGCGCCAUUGCAGUGAGCAGUUAGUUAAAAAGAGACAAACAUAUAUACUUGGAUAUAUGAGAAAUGUGUUUAGCUUAAAAAUUCGUCAUGAAUAACUUGUUUAUUAAUUUCUUUGAUAUAUUUGUUAAAUUAGUUUUAUUACGAAAGAAAUUUCUCAU